This is a messenger RNA of Suillus subalutaceus, 528 nucleotides long. RefSeq lists its product as uncharacterized. The transcript has 3 exons. The coding region runs from base 1 to 528 and encodes 175 amino acids. NCBI's taxonomy places the organism in Eukaryota, Fungi, Basidiomycota, Agaricomycetes, Boletales, Suillaceae. Gene Ontology annotation, molecular function: actin filament binding. Gene Ontology annotation, biological process: actin filament organization. The record is from RefSeq and is a predicted model, not a curated record.
AUGGUACAGAGACCUCCGCCUUCAAUAGAUCCGCGACAACGCAUUUUCGUUCGCCUCUUCGGUUCUCUCCUCACACGAACCCAGUACAUCGUGAUCGACCUCACGAUCCCUUGUAUCAUCCUGCGUAUCUUCAAUAAGGACGACCAGGACUUCUUCCCGAUGGAUUUGUCGUACGUGCUCGCAAGGACUUCGUCCAGAGAGGAUCAUUGGGUACCACAAGACUUUGACCCUAUCGCCUGCAUUGAUGCAUCACCACGCAAGAUCAACUACGUUCUCAUCUACCCCACUGCGUCUAACGUCCUCGCCAGUGCAUCCAGCGAACACGCAGUUAAGCUUUGGGAUCUUGCUGAUACCGAUCGCCCACGCUCUGUUCUCACCGGACACAACGAUACAAUUCAGUGUCUCACCUUCAAUUCCACCGGCACACUCAUGGCGAUUCUAUUCGAUCCUCGUGCUGGUGGCGAAGCUGUUCACAUCACUGAGAUAUUAAGGGCACUCAUGCCGUAUAGAUGUAGUCUCGAAAUGUGA